Messenger RNA from Dimorphilus gyrociliatus, 1033 nucleotides. The record is from the annotation of a GenBank genome assembly. Lineage: Eukaryota; Metazoa; Annelida; Polychaeta; Dinophilidae.
AAUGAAAAGCGAUUUUUGCUAUAGAUUAGUACUGCUUCUCAUUUUUGUUGCUCAAAUUAGAAUGAAUAAACCUAAGAAAAAAUUACAAAAAAUUCAGAGUUGGUUUAAAACUUCUUGGGACAAACAGAAAAGUAAAUUAAAAUCAUUUAGAGAAUCCUCAUUUGGUUCAAGCCUUUCUAUUGAUGCUAACUCUCCUUCUUUGAGAGCACCAGCAAAGACUAAAAUUUCCGAUACAAUAAGCGAAACGGAAGAAGUAGAUUCAAUACUUUACAAGAUUAAAAGUAUUGGUGAAGAUGGAUUUCUCGAAAUGUCACAAUCAGAAUUUAAAAAACUUAGGCGGAUACUUAAAUCUAAAAGAAAGAACUUAGAAUCAAAAUUGAAAGAAGUAGAUGUAGAUGUUGAGAAAAAGCAGACUUUAAACGCUCAAAUACAUGAAAUACAAGGAAUGGAUAGAUUCCUUCAUGAGAAAACAUUAGAAGGUUAUGUUUGGUCAUCAGUUUUACCGGGAAUUGUUCAAAUGUUAAGUUUAGGUAUGGUAACUUGGCAAAUAUGUGAAUCUGUCAGAAUAGCUGAAGGUGGGUGCAUGGGACUACCUAAUCCAAUAGAGAGAGUAUCAGGUUUGGCCUUAUUACCCGAUGACCCCCUAAGUGCAUGCCCAGACGUAAUUUGCGGAGGGGUUUCUCAAUAUGAUAAUAUUAGGUUUGGCAGCGAAUACUUUGAAGGAAAAGACUUUGAGAUUCUAACUGAGGAUGAAGAUCAGUUGGUCUUCGAAGGUAAUGCAACUGACGAAAAUAAUAGAUAUCUUAUUGCUGAUGCUGAUCCAUUAGAGCUAGAUAUAGAUUUAUUAAAGUCCUAUCAUUUAUCUUAUACUUUCUAUAAUCUUUUACUGAUAUUAGUUUGUACUGGAUUUGGAUUAGUUUUUCUUAGUACAUUAUAUGCUGUUUAUACUAGAAGGAAGGGAAUAAACAUGAGCCAAACGACUUCGGCUGAAUUCCGAUCUUCUGACAGUUCCAUUGAUUUUCCAAUAUCUUAA